Molecule: messenger RNA, 477 nt
Organism: Colletotrichum higginsianum IMI 349063
Lineage: Eukaryota; Fungi; Ascomycota; Sordariomycetes; Glomerellales; Glomerellaceae
Exons: 1
Coding region: 1-477 (158 amino acids)
Source: RefSeq, a predicted model, not a curated record
AUGUCUGAAGCACAUGAAGAGUCGAAAGCAUACGAGCUUUCAUGGCGGGCCUCAGGGCUGACGGCCGCCGGCGAAACGCAACAAUCAUGUGAAAUCAACCGCGUCACCGGCACCUUCUCAUCGGGCCCAGAAUCCACCCUGAUCUUGAUGGGUGGCGCCAGACCCGGAGCCAUCGUCGGGAAAAUUGACAGGUCCAUGAUCCAGAAGGUCAAGAUGAACUUCCCGUCACGCAGCGUCGAGGCUGCGUACCGCGCCCCCGACGGCUACUUCGUCUCGCACGGUGGCCUGGGCCGCGUCGAGUGGAAUGUGACGGGCAUGAGCGGAGACCAUGCUACGUGGAGGCUUUCCGAUGCGGGCGGGAGGGCCCUGUCGAUCUCCAAGUUGCACGCGUCGGGCCAGAUGGGGGCGAUCGAGAUCAUCAGGAUGGAUUUGCCUCGGAACUGUUGGACGAGGUUGUUGGUAUUACAGAUCAUUUAG